AUUCCCAAUAACAAAUUAACAACAACAAUAAUUUCUCAAAAUUCCCCCUUUUUUGUCCAAUCUCAAUUUCUUCCUUUCUUACAUUCCUCCGUUUUCUUCUUCUCUCUCCUCCAUCUUCCUCCUCUCUCUCCUUCAAUGGCGCAAGUUCAUCUCUCAGAAACAUACGCUUGCGUACCUUCAACAGAGCGUGGUCGCGGCAUCCUAAUCUCUGGCGAUCCCAAAUCCAACAACAUUCUCUACUGCAAUGGAAGAUCAGUGAUCAUCCGAAACCUCGAUAAUCCUCAGAAUGUUGAGGUGUAUGGUGAACAUGCUUAUCCUGUUACUGUUGCACGGUACUCUCCUAAUGGUGAAUGGAUCGCUUCUGCUGAUGUUUCUGGGAUUGUUAGGAUCUGGGGUACCCAUAAUGGGUUUGUUUUGAAAAAUGAGUUUAAGGUUCUUUCGGGUCGGAUUGAUGAUCUUCAAUGGUCUCCUGAUAGUCUUCGUAUUGUUGCUUCUGGUGAUGGCAAGGGCAAAUCGUUGGUUCGGGCUUUCAUGUGGGAUUCAGGAUCUACUGUUGGAGAGUUUGACGGUCAUUCAAGGCGGGUUCUUAGUUGUGCUUUUAAACCAUCAAGGCCAUACCGUAUUGUUACCUGUGGAGAAGACUUUUUGGUGAACUUUUAUGAAGGCCCUCCUUUCAAGUUUAAGCACUCUCAAAGGGAGCACUCAAAUUUUGUCAACUGUGUGAGGUUCUCUUCUGACGGAAGCAAAUUCAUUACUGUUGGUUCUGAUAAGAAAGGUAUAAUUUAUGAAGGAAAGACAGGAGAAAAACUUGGGGAAUUAUCUGCACAGGAUGGACAUCAAGGUAGUAUUUAUGCUGUUAGCUGGAGUCCAGAUAGUAAGCAGGUGUUGACUGUAUCAGCGGAUAAAACUGCCAAAAUAUGGGAAAUUUCACAAGAUGGCAAUGGGAAGGUUAUUAAAACAUUGAUUUCUGGAUCUGGCGGAGUGGAGGACAUGCUAGUUGGAUGUCUUUGGCAGAAUGAUCAUCUAAUUACUGUUUCACUUGGUGGUGUUAUCAAUGUAUAUUCGGCAAGCGAUUUGGAGAAAGCUCCUUGUACUCUCUCUGGACAUAUUAAAAAUGUCUCUUCUUUGAUUAUCUUCAAGAAUGAUCGAAAUAUGGUACUCUCAUGCAGCUAUGAUGGAGUGGUAGUUAAAUGGAUCCGUGGUGUCGGAUAUUUUGGCAAUAUAAACAUGAAGGGUCAUGCACCAAUUAAAUGUUGUAUUGCUGUGGAAGGCGAGAUCAUUUUAUCUGGCUUUGAUAACAAGGUAUGGAGAGCUCCCAUCCAAGCAGAUGAAUGUGGAUCUGCUGAGCAUGUUGAUGUAGGAAGCCAACCAAAGGAUUUGAGUGUUGCUCUUAAUGUGCCUGAACUUGUGUUAGUUGCUACUGAUUCAGGAGCAGUGCUUCUUAAUGGUUUGAAAGUUUUGUCAAGCAUUGACCUUGGAUUUACUGUGACAGCAUCUGCCAUCUCACCUGAUGGAACUGAAGCUGUAUUGGGUGGCCAAGAUGGAAAACUGCAUAUAUAUUCUGUGUCUGGUGAUACUUUGACAGAAGAAGCUGUUCUGGAAAAGCAUCGGGGUGCCAUUACUGUGAUACGUUACUCUCCAGAUGUUUCCAUGUUUGCUUCUGGUGAUGCCAACCGAGAGGCUGUUGUUUGGGAUCGUUCUACCAGAGAGGUGAAGCUUAACAACAUGCUGUACCAUACUGCUCGUAUUAACUGCUUAGCCUGGUCCCCUGAAAGCACUAUGGUUGCUACUGGAUCUCUUGAUACUAGUGUCAUAAUUUAUGAACUUGGAAAACCUGCUUCAUCUAGGACAACAGUAAAGGCUGCUCACUUGGGUGGAGUUUAUGGUGUGGAAUUUGCUGAUGAAUGCAGCAUCUACAGUUCGGGUGAGGAUGGCUGUGUUCGUCUAUGGGCAAUAACCCCACAAUGAAGAGAAAUUAAGUUGCAAUCGAAAUAGCUACUUUUUGGAUGCAGAAUGAGUAUUGUUUUGGAUGUAUCAUGAUGUUGUGGUAUUUUUUUUGCCUGGUUCAUGAUUUUCUGGAUUCAGAGGUUGCAUACUUUUCAGAGCCUAACGAACUAAGAGGAUAGGGGUAUUGGUUGAAUGUAUUUAUUGCUCAAGUUUUCUGUUUGCCAGGCUCGCAUUGGUGGAUCUUUGUAUUAUGGUUUUAUUCUUCUAUAUUAGCAAGUAUCAUUUGUUCUGUUUUCCCACUUUCAGAGUUGGCAUUAGUGUGAAGAUUGAAGAAUUUCAGACCAAGAGAGCGAAAAGGGGAAAUAUUUCCAGACUUGUUUAGUGCUGAGACAUUGUAUAGUCUCCAAGUUUUUUGGAGUGUGUUACACCCUCUUCACUUUUGAAACUGUAUAGCAACAGCUUUCUAUUGGUUUGAGUAGAUAAAAUUGUGGUUAUAACUAGAAAGGUUUUGACGGUUUGAUGCUUUUUGAAACGGGAUAUUUAAUUUUAUUUUGAUGUGUUACUGCAUUUUUUGAUGCAA
Messenger RNA from Chenopodium quinoa (quinoa), 2527 nucleotides. RefSeq names its product actin-interacting protein 1-1-like. Lineage: Eukaryota; Viridiplantae; Streptophyta; Magnoliopsida; Caryophyllales; Amaranthaceae. Gene Ontology annotation, biological process: actin filament depolymerization; positive regulation of actin filament depolymerization. The coding region runs from base 136 to 1968 and encodes 610 amino acids. Gene Ontology annotation, cellular component: cortical actin cytoskeleton. Gene Ontology annotation, molecular function: actin filament binding. The record is from RefSeq and is a predicted model, not a curated record. The transcript is spliced from 7 exons.